Messenger RNA from Phaeodactylum tricornutum CCAP 1055/1, 1573 nucleotides. RefSeq lists its product with no specific name. The coding region runs from base 79 to 1410 and encodes 443 amino acids. NCBI's taxonomy places the organism in Eukaryota, Bacillariophyta, Bacillariophyceae, Surirellales, Neidiaceae. The record is from RefSeq and is a predicted model, not a curated record. The transcript is spliced from 2 exons.
UUGGACCAUAGCGCGUACAGCAUUCACUGUCAAGAGCAAUUCUCCAACCAGCAACUCUGACUUUUCUCAACGACGAGUAUGAAAAAAUCUGUAGAUAUUAGGGCAAAAGCUUCCUCAGCCAAUAGUGCUCUGUUUCGCGUAUUGGUGAGUUCCAUAGGGUGCUUGUUGAUGACUUCCUUUCUCAUCAACGUGCUCUAUCAUUCGAGAUUGCCGUCUCCACAAUCCGAUCUCUCCCAACUGAUUUCUCGCGAGUCAUCCUACGUACAACACCUUAAUAAAACGUUGUGGAGCGGCACAAACAAGGCCCAGCAGGUGGAAAAACGCAACAAGAAAGGACAAAUUUUACACCACAGUAUUACGGCGAUCAAACAAGAGGAUCUACGGGGCGUCGGCGACGACGCAACCAUACCAAAGAGAGAAUCAGAUCAAGCCAAUAGGGACAUGGGUCAAGCACGCCAGGGUCGCGAAGAGUUGCUGGCAAUUCUGAAAGAUGCCGGAGUCGAAGACAUUGACGUGGCGAGCGUUUUGAAACUCCCAUUGUGGUCCGAAGUUCAGGCUUUGUACGGUGACGGUCCGGUCGUCUAUGGCCUCGAUACUUGCGAAGAUUUCCGCGCGAAUAUUCCUAGAGAAGAUGCUUCUAUUGGCACGGCUGGACUGUUUAAUACCGGCACCAACCCCUUCAACAUGUACCUGGAAGGUAACUGUAUCAUGCCCGAAAACGAACACGACCAUCACGGCGGCAUGAGGUGGCAAGUUCCGUGGGGUAAGCAUAUGCUGGCGAGCCGCAAGUGGAACAACACGGCUGGGCACGACCAUAAAGUCAAUAAAUCCAACGUGCUACCCGUUGUACUGAUUCGAGAUCCCUACUCCUGGAUGCAAUCCAUGUGCAAACACCCAUACGCCACGUCCUGGUCCAAGAAUGUGUCCCGGCACUGUCCCAAUCUUGUGCCUACCCCGGAAGACCGAGCAGAGUUUUCCGAGUUGGGCACGAACGAGUCCAUUCCGGUGCGUAUCAACUACCCCAAUAAGCCGGCCGAUUACCCGUCGUUGGCCCAUUUUUGGAGCGACUGGUAUCAACAAUAUUUGCAGGCCGAGUAUCCCAGGCUUUUGAUACGCUUUGAAGAUUUGAUUUUUCACCAGAAAAGUCUACUUUCGAUUGUUUGUGCAUGUGCCGGAGCUAUACCCAAACAAGAUACGUUUUCGUACGUCGUCGAUGCCGGUAAAUGGGGUUCCGCUCACAAAGGAAGCUCCAACAUGAUCUCCGCCAUGGUGAAGUACGGAAGCAACAAGAAACGCUUGAGCGGUUUGACCAAUGAAGAUUUGAGCUACGCCCAGGAGCAUCUGAGUGCACACCUGAUGACGCUCUUCCAGUACGCCCAGCCACCAGAAGGAGGGGCAGCACUCUCAUGAUACUAGAAUUUGAGCUAGUGCUUUGAACGGAACGCUUGAAAGCUGCCUUAAAAGCUUUGCCCUUGAACGUUUCAGAAUGGAACGAAAGCUCGCUCUUUCAUAGUACAAAAUAUCUCUAAACAAUAGCUAUGUAUCCAAGAUUUCACCAUCAACCCAAGGUUUC